AUGGCUGAGCCAGAAAAAGACCCUCCAAUUAUUGAAGAGAUUGAUUCUGAAGAUGAAGAAGAUCCAGGAGACCAUUCGACCAAUGAGUACACCGUAGAAGACAUCGAUGAAAAUUUCAAAGAUGAGGACAGCCUUUCAGAAUCCCUUUCUUCUCGUUCGUCCACGCCAAACUCAGAUUAUUCCUUAGCAGAGGAUGAUUCCUUGGAAGAAGAUGAAGGAACCAAUCAGAAUCCAGUAAAAUCAAACCAAAAGAAGAAGCUGUCCAAUAAGAAUCAGCCAAAUGUAAACCAAGAAGAUUCAGUAGCCAAUCAGAAUCCAGUAGAAGCAGACCUGGAAGAUGUUGAUUAUUCUGAUGACUUUUCAGACGAAGAUUCUUUAGAAAUGGAAGCCAAUCCAGUUGAUUCUUUGGAAUUUGAAAAAGACACAGACCUUGACCAAGUUCAAAUAAAUUUAGACUCUGAUGCUGACACUGAGGAAAAACCUACCCAAGAUGAAGACAUCCAUUCCACUGUUGAAUCACCUAUACCAGAAGAGCUCUAUCCAAUUCAAGAUGAUGAUUCACAAGAUUCUGAUGAGCUUACUGAAGAUUCAGAGGAUGACCGUCCAUUGACAGCUAGGAGAGUAAGCAGCCAAGAUAAUGAUUUAUCCACAGAAUUCUCCAAAGAUACAGCUUCAGCAAAUUCCAAAGAUCUACCAGAAUCAAAUGAAUCCAAUGCUGGCAAUGACUGGACUGAUCGAAAUGAAGACCUGCCGGAAACGUUCUUCAUUCAGGGUACCUCAGUAGAUUCUCAAGCACAAUCUGACCCCAAUGCUGACGAUAUUUUUGAAGUAUCUGAUGAAUUCAGCGAUGAUGACAGCCCAUCAUUGACGGCAAGAAAUCUUCUGGAAGUUCCUCAAACAGAGGAAGUCCAGAAUCCAAUUGCAGCUGAUGAUUUGAGGGUCUCUGAUGCAUUCAGUGAAGAAGACAACCCUCCCUUGACAGCUGGAAAUCUUAAGGUUCCUCAAACAGUCUUAAGUGGCAAUGAAAGUCAACCAUCUACUUCAAUUAAUCUGUUAGAAGCACCAGUGUCUGAAUAUGCAAUAGAAACUAAUACUCGUAACACUACCAAGGUGUCUGAUGAAUUUGAAGAUGACGAUGCGCAAUUGACAGAAAGAAACCUACUGGAAGCACCAGACACAGAAAAUCUUAUGGAGUUCAAUGCUAAUGGAUCAUUUGGAGAUAAAUCUAUGAUAGCUAGAAAUUUGGACGAAGACAUUCAAGCAAAUGACAAAGAUCAAUCAGAUUUUUCAGAUGAGCUGAGUGACUCUGAGGAUGCUUUAGCAGUCACAAUAAAAGAAAACAUAAGAGUUGGUACUGAGGAACCCAGUCCUAUCAUCCAAGUGGUUCAGCUUCAGAAACCAUUGUUAGACUUCGUCCAAUUUGUAGAACCAGAAGAAGAAGACGCAUCUGAAGAUGUCUACAAGGAUGAUGGAAGUUAUCCAUGGGUGUCAUCACCUUCCAAAGACUAUGUACAUUCACCCAAUGCAAACAAUGUAAAUAAAACAAGACAUCCAUCUACGGCAGCAACAAAAGACAUGUAUUCUAUGCACAAUGUUGAAACAACUCAUCCACAGACAUCAUCAAGGAUUGACGACUUUGUAGCUCCCAUAAGAGCUCAAGGAACUCAAAACCUGAUUGAUUUUGAUGAUGAUGAAACAGACAAUGCCAGCAACAGAAGAUCAAGCUUCCAGCAGCAGUUUGGAGAGGAACUUGUUGGAGAUGCAAAGGAUCUUGUUGGACAGUAUCAGCAACAGCUUGAAGACGCUUUAGAGUCUGAAGAAGCAGCAGAACAAGCAAAUCAGGAUUGGAGAGACUCUGAAUUUACUGACAAUCUUAUGGAGCCUAGAGAACAUGAAGGACAUAACAUGAAAGACUUACAAAACAUUGACGUGGACACUUUUGUGGAGCCUAUAACAUACACAGAUACAAAAGACUCUCAAAAGACCAAUGAAGAAUAUGAACUGGAUUUGAAAGACCCUCAAAACUUUGAUGUUGAUGUUUUUGAGAACACUCAAGAACAAUCAGAAGGAAUACUGAAAGGUUCCCAAAGUUUUGAUGAUGACUUGCCUAUGGCGCUUUCAGAACAAAAGGAACAUGGUGCAAUAGAUUCUGAAAGCAUUCUGGCUCACGCUCUCAUUGUUCCUACAGAACAACUAGAUCCAUACUCACAAGAUGCCCAAGGCAUUGAUGAAGACACUCUCAUGGAAGGAGGAGAAUCACAAUUCUCACAAGAGUCCAAAAUCAUUGAUGUUGAUUCUCUUAUGGAACAGGAAGAUCUAAUUAAAGAUGCCAAUGACGAUACUGAAGAAUCCAUGGACAGUAGUCAGGAAACUCAAAGACGACGCCAUUUUUCUACCAAAAGUCACAAUGAUGAAGCAGAUUUGAAUGAGGAAGAUGGCAUCAGCAGUGAUAGUGAUGCAGGUCGAAGACUAUCAGACGACAGUUUUGGUGCCUAUGAUGAUUCCAGCACAGGGAGUUGCUAUAGUGAUGAAAAUGUUGCUAUCACCACCAAAAUGAGUCCUGCAGAAAUUGUUUCUAAAUAUAGUAACGAGUACUCAACAUACUACGAGUCCAGUGAAGAUGAUGAUGCUCCAUCAAGCAUUGUUAGCGAUGUUUUGGAAAAUGUGUCAUCAGGAAGAUCAGUGACGAUUACGUCCAAAAAUCAUGCAUCAAAUACUAAAUCUGGAUCCUGCAGUGAAACUUCUCAACAGACUGGUAAUGGGCUACAUUUUGACUAUUCUGAAAAAAACCCUUUCACUGAAGUUCCAGACCUAUUGAUAGAUAAUGGCAGUAAUUUUGAUCCUGAAGAUCAUUCUAGUUUGACAGAAGAUGGAAUACCAGACCUGGAGGACAAUAAUAACAUAGACUACUUACAAAUUCCCGAUACAAGAAUCAGCCACAAUGGCACCAUUCCAUCUCAGUACCAGAAUUUGAAAACUGUUGUUCCUUUCGAGACGUCUGCUAAUAUUUCUGGACAUAUUACGAAGGUAAAUAAUUGGACAUACCCAACCAAAGGAAAUGUGCAAUUUAAAAAUGAAUAUCCUUUACGAACCGACAAUUUUGACGAUAAUGACCAUCAGCGGAAAAAAUUUCAGUUUAAAAUUGAUAAUCACAGUGAUCGAAUUCCAACUCCUAUUCCAACUCUGGAAGAAACAGAUCAGAAUUUUCCAACCAUACCUCGAAAAUCGGAAUUGCAGGAACAACUGAACUUUAAUUACAACAAAAACAGAGUUUCAAAUAUUGACAAAAAUCUGGAAAAAGGGUCAAUGCCAACUUCGACAGUGUUGACCAUAGCUACCACUUUAACUGAGCCUGUUUCUGAGAAGGAGGACUGCUUAUACAGUAAACCAAAUAUCUAUUACAACUACCAAAGACCAGCUUCACGAAGUCCAUCAGGUCUGGUGUCAUCAUACCAUCAAUUUUAUCCACACCAUAAAGACUCAGUUUCACAGCAUUACAGUUCGUCAAGUACACAGGUAAAUAUAGAUUUAUUCAAUAAGAGAAGCAGCCCCUGCCCCACCCCUUCCCAGCCUAAAAUAUGCCAAAACACACACCCAACUUUCACACCCAGCUUUCAUAAAAACGAAUUCUGA
Molecule: messenger RNA, 3633 nt
Organism: Lottia gigantea (owl limpet)
Lineage: Eukaryota; Metazoa; Mollusca; Gastropoda; Lottiidae
Exons: 1
Coding region: 1-3633 (1210 amino acids)
Source: RefSeq, a predicted model, not a curated record